AUGUCUACGCCAACACCGGGAUACGUCUACGCCAAUCCUGAUGACGAGCUUUUCGAAAUCCAAGGUCUGCAGCUCGUACUGGCAAAAGUAUUUGCCGAUAUGAACACGCGAAGAUGCUUCGCUACAGAUGCUCUAAGACAGCAUGUUCCUCUGAAUGUAAGACCGACAAACCCUCUCUCCUCUACCAACGUCUUAACAGCGUUUGCGUUCGGUACUCUUCCGACGCACCUACAAGCAGUAUCCAUCUAUUCGCGGUGUGCUCGCGACGCAGGCUCGGGCUUCGCCCUCGCCCGCGCCGCUCGCGGCUUGGGGUUGGGUUUGGUUGAUUGCAUCUACAAGUCCCCCCUUUUGCAUCUACAGGCAAUAUUUCUAGGGUUUGGGGUGCUCACGACUCGUGCUUGGGCACUUCUUGAAGCCCUGAACCAAGACAAGAGAACGUCCUUCAGUUGA
Molecule: messenger RNA, 450 nt
Organism: Aureobasidium melanogenum CBS 110374
Lineage: Eukaryota; Fungi; Ascomycota; Dothideomycetes; Dothideales; Saccotheciaceae
Exons: 2
Coding region: 1-450 (149 amino acids)
Source: RefSeq, a predicted model, not a curated record